Molecule: messenger RNA, 195 nt
Organism: Brugia malayi
Lineage: Eukaryota; Metazoa; Nematoda; Chromadorea; Rhabditida; Onchocercidae
Product: Cell wall protein DAN4 precursor, putative
Exons: 4
Coding region: 1-195 (64 amino acids)
Source: RefSeq, a predicted model, not a curated record
AUGCUUUCACGUAAAGCCAAAAGCAUAUUAUUGCUGGAACCAAUAUCUUCCAAAUUGCUUUUUACCUGUGAAAUGUGCGAAAUAAUAAAGGAUACGAAACAAACUUCUGCCAUUAUUAUAACCGCUCUUUUAAUAGCGAUGAUGGUAAAGGCUGAUAUCACUGAUACUCUCACAUCAGGUAUGAAUUACAUUUAA